CUUCGCGCUUGACCAGAAGCUCUAUGUCUCGUACCGUCGACAUACCUCAAUCUAUCAAGGACUCUCUGCGUAAAUUCAGAUUCGCCCGACGUAAUGAAGGAAGCGCAGCUCUGGUUAUCAAGAUCAACAAGCAGAAGCUCGUCAUGGAGGAGGUUGAACAGUUCGACAGUAUCAGCAUCGAUGAGCUGGCAGAAGAACUUCCGGAGAACAGUCCUCGAUAUGUUGUGCUCAGCUAUGAGCUGAAUCAUUCCGAUGGCAGGAAGUCAUUCCCUCUAGUAAUGAUAAAUUGGGCGCCCACAACCAGUGAAACGGGACUCCUCACAUUACACGCCAGCGCUCUACUGGACUUCCAAGACACGGCCGAUGUGAGCAAGGUUAUCGAAAUUCGCGACGGGGCAGAGGCAUUGACAAAAGAAACAGUUGAUGCAAAGUUGACGGGGAAAUGAGUGUGCAACGAAUGACCCGGUACAUGUCUCAGGAAAUCUCAUUGUGUAGCAAGUUAUCA
This is a messenger RNA of Marasmius oreades (fairy-ring Marasmius), 505 nucleotides long. RefSeq lists its product as uncharacterized. Gene Ontology annotation, molecular function: actin binding; Arp2/3 complex binding. The transcript has 4 exons. The record is from RefSeq and is a predicted model, not a curated record. The coding region runs from base 24 to 446 and encodes 140 amino acids. Gene Ontology annotation, cellular component: actin cortical patch. Gene Ontology annotation, biological process: actin filament debranching; negative regulation of Arp2/3 complex-mediated actin nucleation. NCBI's taxonomy places the organism in Eukaryota, Fungi, Basidiomycota, Agaricomycetes, Agaricales, Marasmiaceae.